Monopterus albus (swamp eel) is the source of this 2187-nucleotide messenger RNA. RefSeq names its product Usher syndrome 1C (gene ush1c). NCBI's taxonomy places the organism in Eukaryota, Metazoa, Chordata, Actinopteri, Synbranchiformes, Synbranchidae. The transcript is spliced from 20 exons. The coding region runs from base 80 to 1741 and encodes 553 amino acids. Gene Ontology annotation, biological process: inner ear receptor cell stereocilium organization; sensory perception of sound; auditory receptor cell morphogenesis. Gene Ontology annotation, molecular function: protein binding. The record is from RefSeq and is a predicted model, not a curated record. Gene Ontology annotation, cellular component: cilium; stereocilium tip; plasma membrane.
AACUUGACGUAUUGACACUGGUCCGGGUCCGGUCCCAUCAAACUUCAUCGAAGAGCUCUUACGCCACGGAUUUUCAACGAUGGAACGGAAAGUUGCACGGGAAUUUAGGCAUAAGGUGGAGCUGCUGAUCGAAAAUGAAGCAGAGAAGGAUUACCUGUACGACGUCCUCCGCAUGUACCACCAGUCAAUGGAUUUGCCAGUGCUGGUGGGGGACCUGAAGUUGGUAAUAAAUGAGCCGAAGCGCUUGCCCCUGUUUGAAGCCGUCCGACCUCUCAUACCACUCAAACACCAGGUGCAGUACGACCUGCUCACCCCUAAGAGGUCCCGGAAACUCAAAGAGGUCCGUUUGGAUCGGACACAUCGCGAUGGAUUGGGCCUGAGUGUUCGAGGAGGGCUGGAGUUUGGCUGUGGUCUCUACAUAUCACAGAUUGUUAAGGAUGGUCAGGCUGGGAAUGUUGGCCUCCAGGUCGGUGAUGAGAUUGUGCGCAUCAACGGAUACUCCAUCUCGUCUUGUAUCCAUGAGGAGGUCAUCAGUCUCAUCAAGACGAAGAACAACGUGUCACUCAAAGUCAGGCAUGUGGGCAUGAUCCCAGCAAAAAGUUCAUCCGAUGAACCCCUGAAGUGGCAGUUUGUGGACCAGUUUGUGUCAGAGUCAGGGGAGAAAAGAGGCAGUGUUGCAGGCUUGGUAUCCAUCAGUGGGAAAGAGAUAAAGGAGAAGAAAGUUUUCCUCAGUCUUGUGGGUAAUAAGGGUAUGGGCAUCAGCAUCUCCAGUGGUCCCACCCAGAAACCUGGUAUCUACAUCAGUAAUGUCAAGCCAGGCUCCCUCUCUGCAGAAGUUGGGCUUGAGGUUGGAGACCAGAUUGUGGAGGUGAACGGGGUGGAUUUCACCAAUGUGGACCACAAAGAGGCUGUGAGAGUCCUGAAGAACAGGAGUCUAACUAUUACUGUUCUGACUGGAGCUGGCAGUGAGCUUUUUAUGACAGAUGGGGAGCGUCUGACACUCGAGAGCCAGAGGGAGCUGGAGAGGCAGGAGCUGAUGCACCAGAAGAAGGUGGCACUGGAGACCAACAAAAUCAUUAAAGAGCAGCAGGAGAAGGAGAGGCAGAGGAAGAUGGAGAUCUCUCAGAAAACUACAGAGGAAGAGGAGCGCUAUAGGAGGGAGAUGGAGAAGAUUGAGGAUGUGGAACGGAAGCAGAACAGAGAGUGGGAGGAGGACUGGGGAACCAAAGACAGGCGCAAGAGCCCUAGGAGCCCAUCACCUGCGCCACCUGAGAUCAAAACACCCCCAUCUCCAAAGGCCAAGAGUUCUCUUGAUGCAACCAGCUCUUACACAGUGGAAGAUGAGGAGGAAGAGGAGGACAGAGAAGGAUUUCAGAAAUAUGAGGACGAUUUUGACCCCUACUCAAUGUUCUCCCCGGACCAGAUAGCUGGGCGAGAUGUUAGGCUGCUGAGAAUCAAAAAGGCUGGACAGCUUGAUCUUGCUCUGGAGGGGGGAGCAGAAUCUCCCUUGGGGAAGUUGGUUAUAUCUUCUGUAUAUGAAGGUGGUGCUGCAGAUAAGCAUGGUGGCAUUGUACCAGGGGAUGAACUUAUGGCUGUGAAUGGGAAGAUCCUGAUCGAUGCCACUUUGACUGAAGGGCAAAACUCUCUGGCUCGAGCCUGGAAUAGUGGAGGGGACUGGAUUGAUGUUGUGAUUGCUGUUUCCCCUCCAAAAGAGUACGAAGACCAAGUGACAUUCUUCUAGUCUCAUCAACAGCCUGCCAAGAAACCCAGACUAAGAGGAAGCUUUUCAUUGCUGAUGAUUCCUUCAGGAUUCACUCUUCUUAAUGACAAUUAACUAAUUAUCUGUCUUACAUUUACAAUGACCUGUAAACAAACCAGCUUAAAAUAGUCUAUUUGUACAUAGCGCUACAGGGGGCCUUUUGAUAACUAGCCCAGUCAAUGAGCAUUCCCACUGUCUACUUUUAUGAAAGGAUGCUUCUGUCAACGUCAGUCCCCAGUAAUUGUUUUCACUGCCGUCAGGCCUGACCUCAUUGACCUCAUUUCGUUACGCAUAGACAGAAAUGUCUCAUCUGUCUUUAUAACAAUAAACAUCUGUCUUUAUAACAGUAAAGGGGAGAGUUAAAAUAGGCAAACUAAUCAAUAAUACCUCUCUAAUUUCCAAGCCCAAUAAAGGACUGCUCCUGUUAA